Molecule: messenger RNA, 3930 nt
Organism: Sycon ciliatum
Lineage: Eukaryota; Metazoa; Porifera; Calcarea; Leucosolenida; Sycettidae
Exons: 2
Coding region: 1-3930 (1309 amino acids)
Biological process (GO): DNA integration
Molecular function (GO): nucleic acid binding
Source: RefSeq, a predicted model, not a curated record
AUGGCAGAAGCAGCCGGAUUUACCCCGCCGUCGAUGGAUUGGCAAGCCGCAGAUUUACCUGAUGAAUUCGAGCGGUUCCAACAAUACUGCCUUCUAGUUUUCCAAGGGCCCUUUUCCGACAAGUCCGACAAGGAAAAGGUCGCCUAUGUCAUGCUAUGGAUCGGGAGAACUGGUGUUGAUGCUUUCAAUAGUUUCGAGUGGGAUAAUGCAAGCGACAAAUCCAAAGUAGCUGCCGUCUUCAAGAAAUUUAAUAAGCAUUUGCAGCCACGGGUAAAUGCACGACUGGCUCGGUUUGAGCUUCAGAAAUACCGCCAGCAACCCGACGAGUCUGUAGAUGAUUUCUUUGCGAGGUGUAAGAAGAAGACGUCCAAGUGCAAGUUCAGGGACGCUCAGGAGACUAACGAUCGCCUGAUAGAACAGCUAAUCGUGGGGACGAAGCACUCGAAAGUGCAAGAACGCCUGCUGGAGGGUGGUAGUGAUUUGACUCUGGACGAAGCGCUUGACAAGGCCCGUACUUAUGAAGCAACACAGCGCCACAUGGAGCAGCUGUCCACCGCCACCAGCAGCAGCCGUCUACCUGAAACGGUUCACGCCAUUUCCAAAUCUGUGGGACACGCAGACUGCGGCAAAUGUGGACGAACCCACCACCCAAGCAAGUGCCCAGCGCACGGCUCCACCUGCAACAAAUGCGGGAAGGCGAAUCACUGGGCAAACGUAUGCCGUUCGCAGGGGAGAGACGAGGCACAUGGAAGGGGCCAGCAACGCGGACGCUGGCGCCAGAGGAGCCCCAGCCCGCGGGAGCGCUACCCCCAGAGGAGCCCCAGCCCACGGAGACGCUUCGACGCACUGCAUUUCGACGCCGUCAUCAUCGACAGCGUCGAGCGUCACCAACCGCCACUAGAGCGAGAGGUGUUCGCGACCCUCAAUGUCAGCCUGGACAACACCAACAGACCGGCCACCUUGAGAGCCAAGGUGGAUACGGGCGCCCAGGGCAAUAUAUUGCCGCUGAGAGUGUUCUGCCAAAUGUUUCCCCAGCACGUCGGACCAAACGGAUACCCAAAGCCGAAGUCCGUGAAGCCGUCAAGUACCACCCUCACAGCGUACGGCGGAUCCAAGAUAAAGCAAUGCGGAACCCGUCCUAUUCCGUGCUCUUACGAUGGCAAGAGUCAACUCGCUGACUUCUACAUCACGGACUGCCCUGGCACUGCUAUCAUCGGCCUCCCGACAGCGACAGUCCUGCAGUUAGUCACGCUGAACUGCGCUGUCCAGGAGAAGCCAGCGAGCAUCCGAGACAAGGACGACCUGAUGAAGCAAUACCCGAAGUGCUUCGAUGGCAUUGGGAAAUUCCCAGGCAAGUACCACAUCACAGUGGACCCCAACGUCGUCCCGGUUGUACACCCUCCACGCCACCUCCACGCCAUCGCACUGAGAGACGAGAUCAAGACGGAGCUGGAGGACAUGAUCCAGAACGGCAUCAUCACCAAGAUCCAGGAAGGCGAACCAACAGCAUGGGUGAACAGCCUCGUGUUCCGCCUCAAAGACAAUGGCAAGCUACGCCUGUGCCUAGACCCCAAGGACCUCAAUCAGGCCAUCCUGCGAGAGCACCACGUGGUCUCCACCAUUGAGGAGAUCACCCCGAAGUUGAGAGGUGCCAAAGUGUUCUCGAUCGUCGACGUCAAAUGUGGGUACUGGAAUGUGGAGCUCGACGACGAAUCCAGUUACCUCACCACCUUCAACACACCAUUCGGGCGCUACAGAUUUCUUCGCAUGCCAUUCGGCCUCAAGAUGUCGCAAGAUGUCUUCCAAGCAAGGAUCGACCAGACGUUCGAAGGGUGCUCAGGCGUCACCGGCAUCGCAGACGACAUCGUCACAUACGGGACGUCAGACGAGGACCAUGAUCUCAACAUGCACCAGAUGAUGGUUCGCUGCGAACAAUCUGGUCUCAAGUUGAACCCAGACAAAUGCCGCAUCAAAGAGGACAAGAUCAAGUUCUUCGGCAUCAUCUGCAGCGCUGACGGAAUACAGCCCGACCCGAAGAAGGUCUCAGCGCUGAAGCAGAUGGAGCACCCCGAGAACGAGGACGAGCUCCAGACGUUCCUCGGGCUAGUCACGUACAUGAGCCCGUUCAUACCGAAUGCCAGCACACUGACCGCGCACCUGCGUGAGCUGACCAAGCCAGAUACACCGUUCGCCUGGACAGACAGCCACCAGCGCACCUUCGACAAGGUCAAGGCCGCCAUUUCGACAGAAGUAACGCUCAGUUACUUUGACCCAGGCAAGGCAACGACACUACAAGUCGACGCUUCCAUGAAAGGUCUCGGCGCCACUCUGCUGCAGGACGACAAGCCUGUUGCAUUCGCCAGCAAGAAGCUUACCGAGACGGAGUCUCGCUACGCCAAUAUUGAGCGUGAGCUCUUAGCUGUCGUAUACGGGUGUGAAAGAUUCCACACCUACCUAUUCGGUCAGUCAUUCACAGUAGAAUCCGACCACAAGCCGCUGGAGUCAAUCAAGCUCAAGCACCUCCGCGCAGCCCCGCCGCGUCUACAGCGCAUGCUGCUGAAGCUGCAGCCGUACGACAUGACCAUCAAGUACCGCCCCGGAAAGGACAUUCCGAUCGCAGACGCGCUAUCCCGACUGUCGCCAGAGGAAACAGAGCCAAUUGAGGACCUCGACGUCAGUGUACACGCCGUGUUCCCGCAAUUCAGCGAUGCAGCGAUGACGAGGAUCCGCGAGGAGUCGGCUAAAGACGCCGAGAUGUCAGCACUGAAGGAGAUGAUCUUCAGUGGCUGGCCAUCAGAGAGGAGCGCGGUGCCGGCAAUUCUGCUCCCGUACUGGAAUUUCCGCGACGAGAUGAGCACCGAGGACGGUAUCAUCCUGAAGAGCAGUCGCGUCCUGAUUCCCCCGCCAAUGAGGGGGGAAAUCCUCAGCAAGCUGCACGCCAGCCACCAAGGCAUAGAGAAGACCAAGCUGCGAGCCAGAACGUCCGUCUUCUGGAAGGACAUCAACAAGGAUAUCGAAGCAACUGUCUCAUCUUGCACGACGUGCCAGCGCCACCAGAGCAAAUACCUCAUUGCCGCCGACUACUACUCCAAGUACUUUAUCACCCGGAAGCUGCCUGCCGGACAAGCGACCAGCAGGGCCAUCAUCCAGCACCUCAAGGAGAUUUUCGGUGAGCACGGCAUCCCAGCCGUGCUGAAGUCGGACAACGGGCCGCAAUACAGCAGCCAUCUGUUCGCGGAGUUUGCUGCCGAAUAUGGAUUCCGCCACAGUACGUCGUCGCCACAUCACCCGCAGAGUAACGGGUUUAUCGAAUCGCAAGUCAAGAUCGCUAAGAGAGCUCUCGAGAAGGCAAGGGAGAGCGGGACCGACCCGCACUUAGCACUGCUGUGCAUUCGCGCCACCCCAGUGUGCCAGGGCUUACCGUCGCCGGCCGAGAUGCUGUUCGGUCGUCAGGUACAGGACAACCUGCCUCGCAAACACCAGCGCGACACUCGGGACGAGGCCAUCCGACAGAAGCUCGAGGAACGGCAGGACCAGCAGAAAGUACACCAUGACCAGCGAGCGCAGUCUCUCCGCCCCCUAGUUCCUGGUCAGCACGUCGGCAUCCGCAGCCCGACCACGCACCUGUGGGAACCUGGUAUCGUAACCCAGUCUGUCAACGGGCCACGGUCAUACAUGGUGCAGCCUGACCAUGGGACAGAAGUGCGGCGCAACCGUACCCACCUCAGAGAGAGGCGGGUCCACUUCCCGCCGGAUGCCAGUCUCGCAGGCCCUCAGCCGCCGAGUGACGUGCCGUCGCCGUGGAGCGACGUUAGCCAGUCUCAGCCGCCGUCACCGUGUGACGUUAGCCAGCCUGCUGAACCUGCCACCCAGCUGUAUCGAACACGGUCUGGCCGCGCAGUCGCACCCAGGUCAAUCCUGGAUGUGUAG